AUGGGUGAUGAAGAUGACCCAGACCUCCUCAGUGAACUUAAAGAACUGGCCAUAGACGACGACGAGGCGCCCCCGCCCCCCCCGCGGGCGGCGCGCCCCGCCCCCCCUCCGCCCGGGGCCCCUACAAGUGGACAGAGUAGCACCAUAAGCCUGCUGCAAGACAGGAUCUCAAACUAUGCUAUGGCUGAGAAAGCUGCUAAGGAGUGCGGAGAGAGCAGUAAGGCUAGGAGAUUCGGCCGUGGUCUAAAAACGCUGAACGACUUACUAAAACAAGCCAAAGCUGGUCGCCCUGUAAAGGAUGAGGAUAUUCCCCCGCCAGCCAGUAUCGGAAAACCGGCCCCUCCACCAGAAGCCCCUAUAGACCCGGAACCAGUGGCUAUGGAACCGGAGCCGGUGUCUAUGGACCCGGAGCCGUCUGCGCCGGAGCCCGAGGAACCCCUAAGUUUGCCGGAGCCGUCUCAUCCGCCGCCGCCGCCGCCAAAUGUUGAGGAGGUGGACCCUGAGAAGCAGGAAGGAUUGAAUGUUAUUUUGAAACGCAAAGAAGAGUUCAAACUCGCAGCGCUCUCCGCCAAGCGAGCUGGUGACAAGACCCUCGCGUUGGAAUUCCUCAAAGUGGUCAAACAGUUUGACCUCGUAGUGGACGCGUACAAAGCAGGCCAAGAGAUGGACCUCAACGAACUGCCUACGCCGCAAAUGAUAGAGGCAGCUGUCAAGGGCCAGAAGGAGGAAAGCCAGGUCCAGACUUCUGAAGAACCAGCGCCCGCGCCGCCAACCACCGAUAGCGAGGGUCUCAUUACUGCGUCCACAGUCGAUGAAGCGUUGAGGCAGAGAUUGGCUGCUUUCCAGCAACAAGAAGCAAAAGCGAAAGAAGACGGCAACUCAUCCAAGGCUCGCCGCCUGGGCCGCGUGAUCAAGCAGUACCAAGACGCGAUCCGCCUCAACGCCGCCGGGAAGCCCAUCGCUGGGGACGAGCUGCCCACGCCGGCUGGAUACGCGCCUUUGCCCACUGGUGGUAGUCCCGCGGCCGCUCCCGCUCCCGCGCCGCGCGCCCCCGCCCCUACCCCGCCGUCGCCCGCGCCGUCACGUGGUUCCCAGGCCACGCCCCCUUCGCGCCACGACAAGCAACUAGCGCUCUUAUUGCACAGGCAGAAGCAGUUCAGGGAAGCCGCUAUCAAGGCGAAGAAGGCUGGCGACAUAGAGCAAGCUAAAGAGUACCUGCGUGCCGCCAAGGGCUUCGACUCGGUAAUAGAAGCAGCCAAGGGAGGUUUAGUGGUCGACCUGAAGAGUCUUCCUUUACCACCACGCGCUCACAAGCAACUGGAAAACACCUUCGACAUAGUAUCGGCUGAAGACUGCGGUCCCUCUGACGAGGGUCCAUCCACCAUAACCAUGGACGACGAAGAUGUUCUCUCCAGGCUGCACAACCAGCUCACGGCGCAACUCAAGCUGUGCCUGUCCAAUAGGGACCAUAACAAGGCCAUGGGACACAUAGCGGAGGCGAAUAGGUUCGAGCAUAUCGCUGUUAGUGUGAAGCAGGAUUUGGAUGUGGUGGCUGUUGCUAAGAGUCUAGGCCAAAACCCGCCAAAAUUCCACUACGAGUCGCGGCAGUUUUCGAUCGUGCAAUGCAACACAGACAUUAACGAGAACGAGUUAGAGUUGACAAUAGUCCGCGGCAUCGCCUACAACGUGCCCAACCCGAAAGAAAUUGACACGUACGUCAAGUUUGAGUUCCCGUUUCCUCAGGACGCGCCCGUAUCAGACCGCACAGCGCUAGUCAAAGACACCAACAGUCCGGAAUACAACGCGCGCUUCUCGCUAGCGAUCCAACGCGGCGCGCGCCCUUGCUUGCGAGUGUUCAAGCGACACGCCAUCAAGCUUGAAGUCUACUCGAGAGGCUGCGCGCUGGCGUGCGCUGACGCGCUGUGGUGUUGCAGCGGCUGGUUCCGGAGCGACGCGCUGCUGGGCUCGGCUGCCGUGAAGCUGGCACCGCUGGAGACUCAGGUCACGCUGCACGAGGCUUUCCCGCUGAUGGACGGACGGCGGCCGGCCGGCGGCUCCAUAGAAGUCAAGCUGCGUGUGCGCACACCGUUACUACAACAGCAAGUCGAGCAGAGCACGCACCGCUGGCUCGUCAUAGACAACUAGGCAGGUACACCUGCACUUGAUAGCGAUUGACUACGUUCGAUGACGUCA
Messenger RNA from Ostrinia furnacalis (Asian corn borer), 2193 nucleotides. It is a transcript of the gene l(2)gd1, whose product is annotated as lethal (2) giant discs 1. The transcript has 13 exons. NCBI's taxonomy places the organism in Eukaryota, Metazoa, Arthropoda, Insecta, Lepidoptera, Crambidae. The record is from RefSeq and is a predicted model, not a curated record. Bases 1 to 2145 code for a protein of 714 amino acids. Gene Ontology annotation, molecular function: DNA-binding transcription repressor activity, RNA polymerase II-specific.